Molecule: messenger RNA, 1891 nt
Organism: Cuscuta campestris
Lineage: Eukaryota; Viridiplantae; Streptophyta; Magnoliopsida; Solanales; Convolvulaceae
Source: the annotation of a GenBank genome assembly
CUCAAGAAGUAAUCUCUAAGCUGGACUAAAACGGGAAAUCAACGCUAAAGAGUAAAGAUCUCCCUUCCAGUCUCCCCACUCCAACAGAAGAAAUCAUCCACAUCCACCAAUCCACCAUGGAUGCAUCAAAAUCUUAUCAAUUCCUUGCGAAGAAGCCUUACCAGCCCCCCUCUUGGGCUUCUCAUCUCACCCACAUCCCCUCCCAUGUAUACUCUCUCGGACACCUUCCUACUCCGAUUCACAAAUGGAACUUGCCCAAUCUUCCCAAGGACACUGAGGUCUGGUUGAAGCGUGAUGACCUUUCAGGAAUGCAAUUGAGUGGUAACAAGGUGAGGAAACUGGAAUUCUUGCUUGCAGAUGCUGUGGCCCAGGGAGCAGAUUGCAUUGUCACUAUUGGUGGCAUUCAAAGUAAUCAUUGUCGUGCUACUGCUGUUGCUGCCAAGUAUUUGAAUCUCGACAGUUAUCUUAUACUGCGAACAUCAAAAGCUCUUGUGGAUAAAGAUCCUGGAUUGACAGGGAAUCUCCUUGUUGAGCGUUUAGUUGGAGCUCACAUCGAUCUUGUUUCAAAAGAAGAAUAUGCUAAAGUUGGGAGUGUGGUUCUUACUAACAUAUUGAAAGAAAAAUUGUUGCGUGAAGGGAGAAAACCAUAUGUCAUACCUGUUGGUGGAUCCAAUUCACUAGGAACUUGGGGCUAUAUUGAAGCUAUUAGAGAGAUUGAACAGCAGGUUCAGCAUGCCACUUUUGCACAAAGAUUUGAUGACAUAGUUGUAGCAUGUGGAAGUGGGGGUACGGUAGCUGGAUUAUCAAUUGGAUCGUGGCUUAGUAGCUUGAAGGCAAAAGUUAAUGCAUUUUGUGUCUGUGAUGAUCCUGAGUACUUCUAUGAGUAUGCCCAAGUCCUCCUCGACGGACUCAAUGCAAAGAUUAGAUCAUCUGAUAUUGUCAGCAUCCAAAGUGCCAAGGGUCUUGGAUAUGCUAUGAACACAAGCGAGGAACUCAAAUUUGUCAAAGAGAUUGCUGAAACCACUGGUGUAAUUCUUGACCCCGUUUACAGCGGGAAAGCAGCAUAUGGGAUGAUGAAAGACAUGGGUGAGAAUCCAAAAAAGUGGGAAGGGAGGAAGAUUCUUUUCAUACAUACUGGGGGACUGCUGGGUUUGUUCGACAAAUCAGACGACGUGCAGGCGUCACUGGUGGGGGGCAGCCGUUGGCGCAAAAUGGACAUCAACCACUCCGUUCCUAGGAAGGACGGUACCGGUAAAAUGUUCUAAAAUGCCCCGGCGUAAAAGAUAUAGCAUGUUCCUCACCAAUUGUCAUUGGGUUUGGGUCGACCAUACAGGUUAUUAUAUUCAAAUUAGCAUUUUCAUUUUGCAAUAAAAAAAAUAUCAAAAUACAUAUACUAAAGCUAUUAAGAUAGUAUGUACCUAUUUUGAAUGGUAUUAAAAUGUAAAUAUGUACCUAUUUUGAAAAAGAUAAUAUAAAAAUUUAAAUAUGUAUUAUUUUGAAAAAGAAAAUGUAAGAUAAUUAUGUGAUAUAAUUAUAAACUUGUUUGAUACUUAAAUUAGUUUAUACACUAAAAAUUAGUAAUGUGAAAAACAAUGAACACAUAACUUUAUUUUUACAACAUUAUUUUUUAUAUUGUAGUACAUGAUUUCAAAAAACUUUUGCAUUAGUGGGCAAGUCGGUUUCAGUUAGAUUUGACUAGUCAUUUCGGCUUUUGUCAUUUUCAGGCAAUAAAACAUUAAAAUUUUUGUUCAAAGUUCAGUAUUUGCGGGUAAGAUUUCUUGCAAAAAAAAGGCUGGGUUAAUUUUUGAUAGGUUUAGAUAUGACAUUAUGUGAUUGGUCCCCAUGACAUAUACCGAUUAUCUUUUUAUAAAAACAAAUACGGAGUAUUUAC